Messenger RNA from Dovyalis caffra, 432 nucleotides. Lineage: Eukaryota; Viridiplantae; Streptophyta; Magnoliopsida; Malpighiales; Salicaceae. The record is from the annotation of a GenBank genome assembly.
AUGACGGAGGCAGUGAUAAGGAACAAGCCAGGAAUGGCAAGCGUGAAGGACAUGCCCAUCCUUCAAGAUGGCCCUCCUCCUGGUGGUUUCGCUCCCGUCCGAUUUGCUCGUAGGAUCCCCAACACGGGUCCUAGUGCUAUGGCCAUCUUUCUCGCUGCUUUUGGUGCCUUUUCUUAUGGCAUGUACCAAGUCGGACUGGGAAAUAAGGCCCGCAGAGCACUGAAGGAAGAGAAGUAUGCUGCACGCAGGGCGAUCUUGCCGCUGCUUCAAGCUGAAGAAGACGAAAGAUUUGUGAAGGAGUGGAAGAAGUAUCUUGAAUAUGAGGCAGAAGUAAUGAAGGAUGUUCCUGGUUGGAAAGUUGGUGAAAGUGUCUAUAAUUCUGGGAAAUGGAUGCCCCCAGCAACUGGGGAGCUGCGUCCAGAGGCCUGGUGA